AUGAGAGAUAGAGAAAGCAAAGAGGACACAACUAAUUGUCAGCUACAUCCAAUUGUUUUUGACUUGAAUGAGCAUAGGCGGGCCCAAGUGACUACAGCAGAGAACGGGCAGAAGGCUUUGGAGUUGUUGGGCUUGGUAGAGGGACAAUACAGCAAGAGUACUAGAGAAACAAACAUAAACUUGAUCAUUACUGAUUACUGCAUGCCAGGGAUGACAGGAAACGAUCUACUAAAAAGGGUGAAGGGAUCCUCCAAUUUGAAAGAGAUACAUGUGGUCAUCGUGUCAUCGGAGAACGUCCCUACCAGAAUCAAGAAGUACAAGGUACUCAAGAAUUUCUGCUAA
Messenger RNA from Nicotiana tabacum (common tobacco), 342 nucleotides. NCBI's taxonomy places the organism in Eukaryota, Viridiplantae, Streptophyta, Magnoliopsida, Solanales, Solanaceae. The record is from RefSeq and is a predicted model, not a curated record.